Molecule: messenger RNA, 1731 nt
Organism: Halteromyces radiatus
Lineage: Eukaryota; Fungi; Mucoromycota; Mucoromycetes; Mucorales; Cunninghamellaceae
Product: HbrB-like-domain-containing protein
Exons: 3
Coding region: 19-1653 (544 amino acids)
Biological process (GO): TORC2 signaling
Cellular component (GO): TORC2 complex
Source: RefSeq, a predicted model, not a curated record
CUCUACUAUUAUUUAUUCAUGACCACACAUACUCGAACUUCAUCGACUUCUUCACAAACACAUUCUCGGAGUGAUGUCAAUCUAUCCAUAUCACCCACUCAAUUUGACGGAGAUACAUCAUUCUCACCUACUACUAAUCGUUUCUUUAAAGAACAUACCCUGCCAGCAUCCGCCAAAAUACCUCCUACUUCUUCUGCUGGCACCUUUCCUCACCAUAUUCCAAUGCCAAUACGUUCCAUGUCUGCGACUACGUCUUCCAAUGUAUUAGAUACUCCUACUAUUCGGUCGCCACCUCGAGGUGGAGGAAGUCAAACAAAACGUCAUAGUAUGCGUUCUUCACCGCCGUCUACACCCGUUGCUCAAGGUCAUUCAUCAUCUUCGACAGCUACCAAUAGUGAUAAACCCUCUCGAAGUCUUUUUCAAAACAACAAUAAUAACAAUAACAGUAGCAACAAUACCAACAAUCACAAUACUACACCUAUUCCACGACCUCAUUCACCACCUACGACGACGCCACCAAGUAUUCAUAAAUCAAUCAACGCUUUAGAUGCAAAAUCAAUCACUCUAAAUAUGGAAAAAUCAACACAACAAAUGCGAGCUGCAGUAGCUUCCGUGGCAGCAGCAGCAGCGGCGGCGGCCAAUGCAAAAUAUCAUUCGAAUCCAUCUUCUGAAGAAUUUCACGUUGCCUCACCAAAUUCGCCAACUUAUUCUCAUCAUCCUCAUCAUCCUUCGUCUUCAUUUUUUGGUUCUUCCUCUUCUUCUUCUGGUCAUCACUAUACACAAACAUAUCACCACCAUUCUAUGAUUCAUUCUCCAUCAGCAGGUGGUGCACCACUUCCUCCAACACCAAUAACACAUCCUCUUCAUGCUUAUCAUCGCCAAGGUAGUAUCAGUAGUAUUACUCAUCCAAAUACGUCAACUCAAUCUAUAAACAAUGGUAUCAGUGGUAUCAACAGUAGUAACAGUGGCAAUUAUAACAAUAACAACAGUACUAGUGGCAACAAUGGUGAUUUGUGGCAAUCUCUAUGUGUCCGAGUUCUUCCUCUUUUCAACGGUGAAGGUGUACAAGGUUCUAUUGAAUAUAUGAAUGAUUUAUUAAGGCAAUGUUUAUCUGAUCCUAUCUCGCCACAACUUUAUCACGACAUUGAAUCAUUAUUACAUGAUGGAAUGUUUACAUUAAAUGCCAAGAUGUUUGGGGUGACGGAUGAGAAGUUGUUAGAUCGAUUAGUAGAACAAUGGUCUUUCUUCUUUACCUAUGCCUUGCCUUAUUUUGAAGCUGUCUUCUUACCUUUACGAACGGAUGUGCGGUACCGAUCUCAGGAUGAAGCAGAAAUGUGGAAUGUACGAAAUAUGGCCUUGCAAAGUUUUCGAGAUAAUGUGAUCUUGUUACAAAUCAAACGACUAGAAGAUGUCUUCAACAAGUUAUUUACAGAUUUUGGAUCAUCACAGAACCCGGCAGCAAAAGCAGCAAAAAUGUUACAAAUGACAUCAGUAUUAGCAUCAGCUCCAGAUCACAAUGAAGAAUUAGAUCGUGUAUUAUCGAAUCUAAAGGCAAAUUGGAAAAUCAUGAUGAACAAAGGUGACAGACGUGGAUUUGCAGGUGUCAGACGAACAAGAGCUGGACCUCCUUUGAAUGACAAGAUGUUUGGAUGAUUGUAGAUUAAUUUUUAUUUGUUCUUUUUUUUUUUAUCAUGAAAAUUGUUAUAAUAAACAUUCCCUCUUUUUUUUUUU